CCUCUGGUGGAGAAAGUAUUGGAGUCCAAGCUGAAGGGGGAGAGAAGUUGAGAUUUUGUGCAAAGAAUUGCUUUGCUCAUGCAGAGGACAGUACCUCGGGAAAAAUAUAGCACACAUAUUUGAAACUUGUCAUUUGAACUCUUUUUGCACGGUGCACAGCUCCAAGCCUGUAAUUAAUGUUUUGGGGUUUUUUUUUUUCUAAAUAGAUAGCAACACUCUUGGAUAAAGACUCUUGGCUUUAGCUGUAAAAAUCGGAUUAUCUGACUGAGGCAUUGUGUUCAUUAGACCAGUCUACUUUUUCCCCUCCUCUUCGCAUUUGAGGUUUAUGCUAUAACUGAAGAGAAGACCAACAAUGAUUCUGAGUUUUUGCCUCUUGGUGACAUUUAUCUUGGGGCUGUCCGGGUGCUUGGGCUCAUACGUGCCGUGCGAGCCUUGUGACCAGAAGGCGCUGUCCAUGUGCCCUCCGGUCCCGGUCGGCUGCCAGCUGGUCAAGGAGCCGGGCUGCGGCUGCUGCCUAACGUGCGCCCUGUCUGAGGGGCAGGCGUGCGGCGUUUACACCGGGACGUGCACCCAGGGCCUCCGCUGCCUGCCGAGGAGCGGGGAGGAGAAGCCCCUGCACGCCCUUCUCCACGGCAGGGGAGUGUGCACCAACGAGAAAGGAUACAAACCUGCUCACCCGCCCAUAGAUCGUGAGUCUCGAGAACACGAGGACACCAUGACCACAGAGAUUACAGAGGAGCUGCAGCCAGCCAAAGUGCCGCUCCUUCCUAAAGACAUUGUGAACAGUAAAAAAGUCCAUGCGCUGCGCAAGGAGCAAAAGAGGAAGCUGGGCAAGCAGCGCUCCAUGGGCUCCCCCAUGGACUACUCCCCCCUGCCCAUCGACAAGCAUGAGCCUGAAUUUGGUCCAUGCAGAAGAAAACUGGAUGGGAUCAUUCAGGGGAUGAAGGACACUUCUCGUGUAAUGGCUCUGUCUUUGUACCUCCCCAACUGCGACAGAAAAGGAUUCUUCAAGCGCAAGCAGUGUAAACCAUCUCGCGGCCGCAAACGAGGCAUCUGCUGGUGCGUGGACAAGUAUGGCGUCCAGCUCCCCGGCACAGACUACAGCGGAGGGGACAUUCAGUGUAAAGACCUGGAGAGUGGCAACAACAAUGAGUGAAAAGGGGAAGACCACCCUCGAACCCCUACCACCAACCCCCACCCCCUAACCACCACGUGACCCAGGGCCCACGCCUCCUCUCUGAAUCACACCUGUAUGCUCCGCCCUCCGUUCACUUCAAGAUUUUUGUUUUGUUUUUUUUUUUUGUUUUGUUUUUUCAAAUUGAACAAAAAAGGAAGAAAAAAAUAAUCCAAACGAAAGAACAGGCUGAACAAAAGACACCUGUAAUUUUUUUCUUUUCUUUUCUGUUGUUGACCAAGCACUCGUCGUCGAAUGAGGGGGAAAAGUCCCAGAAGAUUUAAAUAGAGCCCUUGACUUAUUGCUCAUGGGACCCCUUGUAUGAGCCGGGUCCCCUGAUUGCAGAUCCAUGAAAAUAUAUGCACACAAUGGAUAUAUUUUUGUAGAAGCUGGGGGUUUCAAUACAACACUUUGUAUGAUGUAACAUUAACACGAAAUCAUUUUGAAGAAAAAGAAAAAAAAAAGCAUCAGGCACAUUGAUUGAAAACAGAUCAGUUUUUAGGCUGUGGAACAUGAUGCUACUGUGGAACUGAUGAUUGGCUGUUGAGUAUUUUUUUUUUGUUUGUUUUUUUGUA
Messenger RNA from Seriola dumerili (greater amberjack), 1749 nucleotides. It is a transcript of the gene igfbp5b, whose product is annotated as insulin-like growth factor-binding protein 5. The transcript has 4 exons. Gene Ontology annotation, molecular function: insulin-like growth factor I binding; insulin-like growth factor II binding; fibronectin binding. The coding region runs from base 353 to 1156 and encodes 267 amino acids. Lineage: Eukaryota; Metazoa; Chordata; Actinopteri; Carangiformes; Carangidae. The record is from RefSeq and is a predicted model, not a curated record. Gene Ontology annotation, biological process: regulation of insulin-like growth factor receptor signaling pathway. Gene Ontology annotation, cellular component: extracellular region.